This is a messenger RNA of Aspergillus affinis, 2214 nucleotides long. RefSeq names its product putative transcriptional regulatory protein. Gene Ontology annotation, biological process: DNA-templated transcription; regulation of transcription by RNA polymerase II. Gene Ontology annotation, molecular function: DNA-binding transcription activator activity, RNA polymerase II-specific; RNA polymerase II cis-regulatory region sequence-specific DNA binding; zinc ion binding. The transcript has 2 exons. Gene Ontology annotation, cellular component: nucleus. NCBI's taxonomy places the organism in Eukaryota, Fungi, Ascomycota, Eurotiomycetes, Eurotiales, Aspergillaceae. The record is from RefSeq and is a predicted model, not a curated record. The coding region runs from base 1 to 2214 and encodes 737 amino acids.
AUGGAGAGACGCCGACGUCCUGCAGUAUCAUGCGUCUUGUGUCGCAAACGGAAGAUACGAUGCAAUCGCGAACAACCUUGCAGCAACUGUCUGCGGUCGCAAAGCGGGUCGUGCAUCUACGAGAACCUGAACAAACCUGUUGCCCCCAAGAACCAUGCUGGUCCGAGUGUCAUCAACCACCCCCAGGGAGUGCUGCCUGAUGCCAGAGCAUCCAACGCGAGUGCCGCCCUCCACAGCGGGCCAUCUAGUUGGACAGACCGAUCCACGCCGACCAGUCAAGUCUACCCGCAAGACGAGGAGUCACAGCACUUGAGGCUUCGGAUUCGUGAGCUCGAGGAAAAAUUGGCUACCGCGACCCUGAUGCGAUCUCUAUCCGCGGGACCAGCUCCAUCCUUGGACAUCGAAACCACCAAUUCCCGUCUGAGUGGGACAUUCCACGUCCACUACAGAAGAGCUGCGAAUGGUCAGCCGGGGACUAUCGCCCACAGUAUCAGUAUGAAGUCGCGAUUAUUUGGACAGAGCCACUGGGGAGUCAGUGUGAUCUUUCUGAUCCGAGAUAUAUUGGCCAUGCUCGAGCCCCGCCUCUGUCCAAAGACAUCCAAGGCAUGGGCUGGCUUGGAGAAGUGUAAGGCGCUGGCCCGGUGCAUCAAGGCGCGGCGCUCUCGAUCGUUGUCCUCGCUCUCGAUCUCCCCGUUGCCUCCGCGAGACCUCGCCGACCAGCUCGUCGAUGCUUACCUCCGCACCACCGAAUCAAUCUAUCGGAUCCUCCAUGUCCCCACCUUUCGCAGACAGUACGAUGCACUCUGGCUAAGAGACGGAAAACCAGCAGACGUGGGAUUUGACGCUCAGCUCCGGCUCGUGCUGGCCAUCGGCGCGGUCACAUACGACGAUACAUUUUCCCUGCGCCCCUCCGCCUUGCGAUGGAUCCACGAGGCACAGCUCCUAGUUUCCCAACUGAAGUUUAAAGCUAGGCUGACAAUCCAGGCCAUCCAAAAUAACCUGCUUCUGCUCUUUGCGCAGGAACGUCUGAAUGCAGGGGAGGAGUCCGCCUGGGUCUCCAUGGCCACCCUGCUCCGGAAUGCGAUGUACAUGGGCCUUCACCGUGACCCAGGUCAUCUCCCCCAAUGCACAAUCCUCGUGGCCGAGAUGCGUCGCCGGCUCUGGAACACCAUCCUUGAGGCAAACCUCCAGGCGAGUUUAUCAUCGGGUGGGUCACCAAUGAUCACGCUGGGCGAUUUUGACACCGCCCCUCCAGGCAACUUUGAUGACGAGCAGCUGGAGGUAACUGAUCCUGUGGUAACUGCAAGAUUCACCAAGUCCUCCACCGCGAUCGCGCUCCGUAGAACCUUUCCUCAACGGCUCGCACUCUGCAAGUUUCUGAACGAUCUGGGUUCGUCUAGGACAUAUGAGGAGACGCUCCGUCUCGAUGCUGAGCUGUGGGGGGCGUACCGAGAGCUUGUUCACACACUGCGAUCAGUAAACCACUAUGGCGGUCCCUCUCAGUACGAGAUCCAGGUGGUGGACUUCCUCAUGCACCGGUAUCUGUUAUCGCUGCACACCCCGUAUUUUGGGUCCGGAUUGCACGGCAUGGAUUUCGCUUUGUCCAAAAAGAGGGUGGUUGAGUCUUCACUGCGGUUAUGGCUUGCGACUUGCCCGACACCGAUGAUGUCUAGUGUGGAUGAAUUUCGGCAAUUGGCCACCUGUAGCGCCGGCUUUUACCCUACCGUGAGCUUGCAUGCGGCCUUUCUGAUUGCCGUCGAGCUCCGAAUGCAGUUACAGGAGGACGAGAGUCUGUGUCCCGUGCCCUUGCGACCCGACCUUCUGGCAGUGUUGGAGGAAGCCAAAGCGUGGUGCCUUCGGGUUUUGGAGGCGGGGGAAACGAAUGUGAAGGGCUAUCUGCUCAUAAGCAUGAUAACAGCCCAGUUUCAGGGUUUGAGGAGUAACUUGCGGAGAGAUGAGAUCGCCGGUCUCUUGAUCCAGGCGGUCGAAAAUGUGGAAGCGAGAUGUAUGCCGAUCCUGGAACGGUUGGCGGCUGCGCUGCCGGAACAGGGGGUGGAGGAUUGGGAGUUCAUGGUAAGCAUACCUAGUAUUCUGGACUACCUCGUCGUCGCUCACAUCCAUGCGCAGACAACAUCCCAGGAUGCUUUCAAUAUUGGCGCCAGCGAGGAUCUGGAUUGUUUGUUUAACGAUGACCUUAAUUUGGAACUUUAUUAG